CUUUUAAACAAUGUGUGUUGAUUCAAUUAUUUGCAAAUACAGUACGGAGAAUUCAGAAUAGUAACGGCAACAUUGUAGAAUCCGGCAUGAACAUUGACAGUUUGCAACAUGUGACGAGUGGCGAAGUGGUGGAGGUGGAACUUAAAUGACAGUGACAUGUCCUUAAAUGACCGAGUGUAGGUUAUGUAGGUAGUUUACGUUUUUUACUCUAAUUUAAUUCAAAAGUACAAAUAAUGAGUGCUAGUAAGGCUUUUAAACGAGUAACCCAUGUCAUCUUUGAUAUGGAUGGUGUUCUUUUAGAUACUGAAAUUUUAUACACGCAAGCCACACAAAAAAUUUUAGAUCAAUAUGGAAAAACUUUUACAUGGGAAGUAAAAUCCCAAAUGAUGGGACUACACGGCCAAGAAAUGGCAGAAAGAAUAGUAAAAACUUAUGAUUUGCCCAUUUCAGCUCAGGAAUAUUACAAACAAGCAAUGGAACAAUAUUAUAUCAUCAUGCCUGAAUGUCAAUUAAUGCCAGGUGCCAUCACAUUAGUGAAACAUCUUCAUUCGAAAAAUAUUCCAAUUGCAGUAGCAACAUCAUCCUCACAAGAAAGUUUCAAUCUUAAAACGGGAAAGCACAAAGACUUUUUCUCGUUAUUUAAUCAUAUCGUUUGUGGAGGUAGUGAUCCUGAAGUGAAAUCAGGAAAGCCAGCACCUGACAUAUUUUUAGUUUGUGCUUCUAGAUUUACUGACAAACCAAGUCCAGAAAAAUGUUUGGUGUUUGAAGACGCCCCCAAUGGUGUAUUAGCUGCUAUUAGUGCAGGAAUGCAAGCUGUUAUGUUACCAGAUGAAAAUGUGUCACCAGAACUUAGAAAAAAUGCACAUGUUGUUAUUGAUAGAUUAGACAGGGCUCCCCUAGAAAAAUUUGGGCUGCCAAGUUUAAACAGUUAGGUUAAAGUGUUAAGUUUAAAGAAAAAUAAAGAUUUUAUUAGUUAACUGUUUAA
Messenger RNA from Diabrotica virgifera virgifera (western corn rootworm), 985 nucleotides. RefSeq names its product probable pseudouridine-5'-phosphatase. The coding region runs from base 234 to 932 and encodes 232 amino acids. The record is from RefSeq and is a predicted model, not a curated record. The transcript is spliced from 4 exons. Gene Ontology annotation, molecular function: phosphatase activity. Lineage: Eukaryota; Metazoa; Arthropoda; Insecta; Coleoptera; Chrysomelidae.